AUGACGGCAACAACCAGUGCGCCUCUCUAUUACAUUCGAUUUUUGAAACCACCGCCAACAGAAUGUCUAGUAGGACAACACUUUACUAUUGUAUGGACCAUAGAAAGUGAUUUAGGAGACCAAACAUGCUGGGAGACUGUACCUGUCAGCAUCAGUCUUGAAGGAUGUUCACAGCUUGGAUUACGUGAAUUGAAUGCAGAUCCUAAAGGCAACUCGAAAAAGAAGGCGGCAGCACUUGCAAAGCCAUACAUGUUGGAGAAGGUAGCAUUAGCACGCGAGAUACCACUUGUCUUUGAUCCAUUACGAGGUGGCGGUAUUGUCACCAAAGUAGUGAUUGAACAGAUGCCAGGACAGCCAUUACCUAUCGGCACCAUUGUCAAUAUUCAGCUUGGUAUCAGGCUGGCAGCAGCAGCACGAAGUGGGCCUAGCCAUGGCAUAUGGCAACAUGCUUACGAAUUCCAGCAAAUGUGGCUGAUACCUACUUGGUCGACCCCAAUUGCAACCACUGUGGCGAAACAGCGACAUGGCGAUGUCAAAGAAAGUGGAGAUCAGGCAGAGAGAGUGCUGAUGGCUCAUCAAACAAAAGUGUGCAUAAGAGAGGAUGCGGUACAGAGCAUAGCGCGACAUGUGUGGGAUUGUGGACUGGGGAUGUGUCAGUUCUUGUCAGAAAGUAAGCUGGAUCGUAAAUACAACACCAUGCUCGAAUUAGGCAGUGGAACAGGCUUAGUAGGCAUUUAUGCAGCAGAGCUACUGAGUCCAAAACGAGUCUACUUGACAGAUCUGCCAGAUGCACUAGAAAUCAUGCAACAAAAUGUGGAUUUAAUGAGUCAUACAAAAGUCGAGGUGCUGGUGAAGGAGCUGUCGUGGGGACCUGAAAAGCAGAAUCAGUACAGUGAUGUCGAUCUUGUAUUACUGACAGAUGUGCUCUACAAUCAAGGAUCGCACGACCUGCUACUGGCCACUUUGGACUGGCUGUUGGACAAUGACAAUUGCAGAGCAUUGCUUACAUACAAGGAGCGUAAUCCUGAUGAGAGAGAGUUUUUCGAAAAGGUUUCUCAGAGGGAAUGGAAGUGCCAAAGAGUCGAGAACUAUCCACAUUUGGUGUGUGAAGUAUACUGGAUUACUAAAAACUAG
Messenger RNA from Mucor velutinosus, 1134 nucleotides. RefSeq lists its product as uncharacterized. The record is from RefSeq and is a predicted model, not a curated record. The transcript has 3 exons. Lineage: Eukaryota; Fungi; Mucoromycota; Mucoromycetes; Mucorales; Mucoraceae. Gene Ontology annotation, cellular component: nucleus; cytoplasm. Bases 1 to 1134 code for a protein of 377 amino acids.